GAUAGUGAGUAGGAGGAAGAAGAGACUCUGGUCUUGGUAGAACUUCAUGGAGUCAUUGAUUCUGAGAUAUUUGCACAAGAUUCCUUUGACAAAUUCAAGAUUCUUGCAAUCGAGUCGGAAAGUCCCAUCCUGCAAGUUGAGAACUUUGUCUUCACUGGGGAGUACGACCACACAAUGGGAACAGCUGUCUUCUUUGAGGAAGAGGAAAAGAAAGUGAAAAAGUGUGAUCCAGUGUUCUGCAAGAAACCCACCCGAAUGCUCAAGUAUGUAUGCAAAACCAACAAGAAACUCAACAUGAAACGGGUCUUUGUCUCUGAAAAAUCAGAGGGGAAUGCGGUAAAGUUGAAAAUGGAGCGAACGGAGGAGGGAGAGAGUGAGGGAGCAAUGGAUUUCUCAGCAGAAGAGGCAUCGGGAGGGCUGGAGCCUGAGAACGGGCAGCUAGAUGGAGACAGCGAAUACUCAGGUGGACUUAUAUCAAAGGAAUAAUGGAUAUUCUCUAUUAACAUGUAUGUAUUUCAAACCUUGGUAAUGAAGGGAAAUAUUUUAAAGGAAUAUUUCUCUGUGCUUGUAAUUUGUUUCAUGUCAUAUACCAGAGUUUGAGAUGUGCUUUAUUUAUUGUAUCUUAUUUUUAGUUUUGAUUUAGUAACUAGUAAUAAUGUUUUAUUACUAAGAGAAAUGUACUCAUAAUGCAGAAAUUCCUAUUGUGUCUUUGCUCUAAUGUUGUUGACACAUAGAGUACACUCGGUUUACUUUAAAUACUCUUUACUUCCAUCAUGUUCAUCUUGUCUUUCUAUCAGUUUACUUUCACCCAGAAUUACAUAAUUUCCAAUGUAAGAUGUCAGGCUGAAUUAAUGACUAUUCAUUAAAUGUAGUUAUACAUUAUGUUGUCUGUAAGAUCUAAAGUCAUAAAAAUUAGCACUUAC
Messenger RNA from Penaeus indicus, 923 nucleotides. RefSeq lists its product as uncharacterized. The record is from RefSeq and is a predicted model, not a curated record. Bases 175 to 486 code for a protein of 103 amino acids. NCBI's taxonomy places the organism in Eukaryota, Metazoa, Arthropoda, Malacostraca, Decapoda, Penaeidae. The transcript has a single exon.